Messenger RNA from Bactrocera neohumeralis, 1575 nucleotides. RefSeq names its product diphthine methyl ester synthase (gene Dph5). The transcript is spliced from 2 exons. The coding region runs from base 366 to 1208 and encodes 280 amino acids. Gene Ontology annotation, biological process: protein histidyl modification to diphthamide. Lineage: Eukaryota; Metazoa; Arthropoda; Insecta; Diptera; Tephritidae. The record is from RefSeq and is a predicted model, not a curated record. Gene Ontology annotation, molecular function: diphthine synthase activity.
CAUGCGAUGAGCGAAAUAGGGAAAUGAUUUUCCUGCAAGUGGAAGUUGAGCGUAAUUGUUUAGAUUUUUUAUUCUCAUUUUAGAAAUAUCAGCACGUGCAUGAUACAGAAUCUAUAUACAAGUGUGCAUUGUAACUCCAAGAACAUUUACAAGGCUGAAUUGCGAAAAAUUUGACAUACACAAUAUACAAGCCUGUUAUAACUAUUAUAGUGCAUGUACUUGUAAGCGCGGGAAAAGUGCAAAGUUGUGUGAGGUGUUCAAGUGUUUUUGCGGUUACAUUGUGGUGAUUAUAGCUUAAUCCGCCUUGUAUUAGGAAUAUUGGUUGACAAUAGUGUUAGAAUUAAAUUUAAGGAGGCAGAUACAACAUGUUCUACUUAAUCGGAUUAGGACUUGGUGACCCGACUGACAUUACAGUGAAAGGCCUUGAAAUUGUAAAGCGCUGUGCACGAGUUUACCUAGAAAUGUAUACUUCCAUACUUGGGUGCCCGCAAGAAGAACUGGAAGCUUUCUAUGGACGACCUCUUUUGUUAGCCGAUCGGGAUUUGGUAGAACAAGGUGCAGAUGAGAUAUUAUCGGGUGCUGGUGAGGAAGACGUGGCAUUAUUAGUAGUUGGUGACCCAUUUGGUGCAACUACACAUACUGAUUUUAUACUCAGAGCCAAAGAAAAAAAAAUACAAUACAAGGUCGUACAUAACGCAUCCAUUAUGAACGCUAUAGGAUGCUGCGGUCUCCAACUUUAUAAAUUUGGUGAGACAGUGUCGAUACCUUACUGGGAUGAAACAUGGAAACCAGAUAGCUUUUAUGACAAAAUUAAAUUAAAUAGGCUGCAUAAUAUGCAUACACUAUGUUUGCUGGACAUCAAGGUUAAAGAGCCAACCCAAGAAUCGUUAAUGCGUCGGCGAAAGGAAUAUCAACCACCACGUUUUAUGACUGUGGCUGAAGCUACACAACAGUUAAUGACGAUUGUAGAAAAAAAAGAUGCACUGGAACGUAACACGAUAUUAAAUGAAUUGUCGCUCUGCGUUGGACUCGCUCGAGUUGGUCAUGAUAGUCAAUCUAUAAUUGUAAAUACAUUACGCGAAAUGAGUCAAACUGAUCUCGGUGGUCCUUUGCAUUCAUUAGUGAUACCUGCGAAGGAAAUGCACCCACUCGAAGUGGAAUUUUUGCAGCAAUAUACCACAUUGAAGUUGGAGGACUAUAAUCACUGAGAAAAUAUUUUGGUACAUAGAAGAUUUUUGGAAGUUAAAUUUGUUUACCUAAAGUACAGCAUUGUGAUUAUAUAUUUUCAAAUUAAAAAUCUUUUUUGUACCACCACUAUCCGUGUGUAAAAAUAAUCAAAAGCAGAUCCUUUUAAAUGUAAUUAAAUAUAAGAAAGUCAAUUCAUUAAAUGCUAUUAAAUGGCAUUUCACUUAGUUGUUUUUUAUAAUUAUGUGUCGUAUUUUACGAUGAACAAUGUUUUGCGUUUGUUUAAAUUAAUUUAUGUAAGCCUAAACGUAUUGAAAGCACUGUUUGAAUAGAGGAGUGUCUUCUAUCUCCUCUAUAUAAUGUAAUUGAACAAAUAAUAAUGAUUUUCCU